Messenger RNA from Styela clava, 663 nucleotides. The record is from RefSeq and is a predicted model, not a curated record. Lineage: Eukaryota; Metazoa; Chordata; Ascidiacea; Stolidobranchia; Styelidae.
UUAGAAAACAUUAAAUUAUAAAUAAAUGUUUCUAAAAAAAGAAAAUGACUGGAGUGACAGUGCUAUUUUUGACUUUUGUAACUCUAAUCAACGUUGUUCACUGUCAACUGGAACUGUCUGGUUUUCGAAACAUAACAUUAUGGGCACACAAGGAAUCGCAGAACUAUGUGCAAAAUCGAACUACACUACCUCGUGCACAUCUAAAUAUGACAUCAUGGUUCAAAGACGCUAGAUCAACCAUAAUUGGAAAUGGUAGUCCCCGCGUACGAGGUAAAUUUUGUCAACGUUGUCCCUGUGCAUGCAAAACCCUACCGAGAAAGAAUGAAUCAUUUUCUCGGCAUGCGCUUCGUAGAUAUGUGGCUGGAAGCGCUAGCGAAAACUCACCAAAAAGAACAAGAUUUAAUCGCAGCCGUUAAUCCAAUCAGACUCCACCUACCAUAUGACAAAAUCUGUCAGAAUAAUAUAAGCUUGCAGUUCAACUAUUAUUACCAUGAACACCACAGAGAAACAUACAAAAGCCAGCGACGUCUCCAGAUAAUUUUAUAAAUAUUAUUGCUACAACUCGCACAUUUAUGUAGCAUAAAAAAUUAUUCAUUUGUCAGUGACGGGACAAUAAAAUUUAUUGUUGAAAAGUCUCUAGUAAUUUUUAUUACGUUCGAUCAA